CCGGCAGAACGAGCGGCUGCAGGGCGAACAAGCAGACGGGCGGCGCGUCCGCCACCGCAGAGAGGUGGCGGGAGGAGAGGAGAGAGAGGGGUGCACGGCCAUGGAGGCGAGCAGCAGCCGGGGCCGGGGCGGGAGCGGGAGCGGGAGCGCGGGCGUGAAGCGCCGCAGGGGAAACGGCGCGGGGGUGGGGGCGACGGCGCAAGCGCUGAACGACGACACCCUCCGCUCCGUCUUCUCCCGCCUCGACGACCACUUCGACCUCGCCCGCUGCUCCGCCGUCUGCAACUCAUGGAAUAGAGUUAUUGACACAGCUCAUCUGAUGAGGGAUCUAUAUUACAAGAGGAAUCCACAAGCAAGAAGUUCAAGGUCUAACAUUUCAAUAAAGAGUUACUUCAAGGAGCUUGCACUUGAUGAACAUGCCUUGUCUUUCUCUAGAGGUCCUUCUGAAGUUUAUCAGUGGAUUGGUCAUCCUAACCGGGCCACCAUAUGCCGUAUGAAGAGUGGCUCAAUCUUAACUGGUGUUGGAGAUAAGUUUCUCCGACUUUGGUCUGCUGAAAGUUGCAAAUACAUGAACGAGUACAAUGCUCCAAACAAUAAAGUACUGGUUGACUUCGAUUUUGAUGAAAAUAAGAUUGUAGGUUUGACUAGCUCGCAGCUUUGCAUAUGGAGACGUAGUGAGCCAAGAAGUAUUUUUCAAUCUCAUGGGGCCUCAUUCAAUCAUGGCUUAUGUAUGAGUUAUGCUGAUCCAGAGGUUGUUAUUGGUUGCGACGACGGUAGAGCCUUUGUAUAUGAUAUGUACAGCAGGAGUUGCUCAAGCAUCUUCCGGCUUCACUCUUCUCCCUUGACAUGCUUGACAAUAACAGAUGACCAGUUCAUUGCUGCUGGUUCUACAUUUGGAAAUGUAGCUAUUGCAGAUCAAACCUCUGGACAGAAGUUAGGUGUUCUGAAAUCAACUUUUGCACCAACAGCAAUGAGAUGCUUGUCAUUCAGCACAAGUGGGCAGCUAAUGUUCGCGGGCUCAUCUGCUGGUUACGCGCACUGCUGGGACUUAAGGACCCUCAGGCCUCUCUGGGAAAAGCGAGUUAGCCCAAAUGUCAUCUACGCCACACAUCACUUGCCAGGUGACACAGCAACACUGGCAGUGGGCGGCAUUGAUGGUGUGCUCCGCCUGAUAUGCCAAAGAACUGGUGAAAUCAUCCGAAGUUUCAUAGUUGAUGCGGACCGCCCAGCAGAAUCCAGCUCCCGGCAGCAAGUCGAAAAGAAACUCGUGCGCCAGGUUGCUCCAGAUGCCCGGCUCGACAACAUCCCCACACGCCUGCGCCCUCAGAUUACUUGCCUGUCGGUAGGCAUGAAGAAAAUUGUGACCACACAUGGCGAAAACUAUGUUCGUGUCUGGAAGUUUCGCCCGGAGAGUUCUUAGAAUGAUCAAGGAUAGGCCAGGCACCUGGUUAUGAAUGCUUAGCAACACCUGCUUGUAAAGGAGGAGAUGAUACUAGCUAGAUACAUGUUGUAUUUACAUCUGUCUUGUGAGAUAGUGGUAUGACAUGCUGGUUCCCCCAAGGCACCUAAAUCAUCUUAAUUAUGAUAUAUGGACCAGAGGACUUGUUGUGUAAAACAUUGUUGUAUCGUGAUUCACAAUGGGUGAAAAAAAAGGUGAGGAUUCAGGAUUCAUGUUGAGUUUGGUUGUUUAAAUUUAGUUUUAAGAUAUUUCCACAAUGUGGC
This is a messenger RNA of Oryza brachyantha (malo sina), 1722 nucleotides long. RefSeq names its product F-box/WD-40 repeat-containing protein At3g52030. NCBI's taxonomy places the organism in Eukaryota, Viridiplantae, Streptophyta, Magnoliopsida, Poales, Poaceae. Gene Ontology annotation, molecular function: protein binding. The record is from RefSeq and is a predicted model, not a curated record. Bases 101 to 1420 code for a protein of 439 amino acids. The transcript is spliced from 9 exons.